Microplitis demolitor is the source of this 2411-nucleotide messenger RNA. RefSeq names its product NADH-ubiquinone oxidoreductase 75 kDa subunit, mitochondrial (gene ND-75). The transcript is spliced from 4 exons. The record is from RefSeq and is a predicted model, not a curated record. Gene Ontology annotation, biological process: ATP synthesis coupled electron transport. Gene Ontology annotation, cellular component: membrane. NCBI's taxonomy places the organism in Eukaryota, Metazoa, Arthropoda, Insecta, Hymenoptera, Braconidae. Gene Ontology annotation, molecular function: NADH dehydrogenase (ubiquinone) activity; iron-sulfur cluster binding. The coding region runs from base 67 to 2295 and encodes 742 amino acids.
AAAAAAAAAAAAAAAAAAAAUAUCAAGUGAUUCGGGACACAAGUAUUGAAGAAAAUAAUUUUGAAAAUGUUGCGAGUUCCUCUAGUGCUGAGAGGAGGACAAAGUUCUUCAAAUCUUCGUCUUUCAUCAAAUUGUAUUAAAUUUAUUUGUAAAUCUGGUAUUACAACUUCAUCUAAAAAAUUUCAACAACCAGCAGCAGGAGCAACUGACUUAAUUGAAUUAUUUAUUGAUGAUCAAUCAGUUAAAGUACCACCAGGUACAACGGUACUUCAAGCAGCAGCUAAAAUAGGAAUAGAAAUACCAAGAUUUUGUUAUCAUGAACGUCUUGCUGUUGCUGGUAAUUGUCGUAUGUGUUUAGUUGAAAUAGAAAAACAAUUAAAACCAGUAGCAGCUUGUGCAAUGCCUGUUAUGAAAGGAUGGCGUGUUAAAACAAAUUCUGAUUUAACACGUAAAGCCAGAGAAGGUGUUAUGGAAUUUUUAUUAGUUAAUCAUCCAUUAGAUUGUCCUAUUUGUGAUCAAGGUGGUGAAUGUGAUUUACAAGAUCAAAGUAUGGCAUUUGGUAGUGAUCGCAGUAGAUUUACCGAUAUUGAUUUUAGUGGUAAACGUGCUGUUGAAGAUAAAGAUAUUGGUCCAUUAGUUAAAACAAUAAUGACACGUUGUAUUCAUUGUACUCGUUGUAUACGUUUUGCAUCUGAAGUUGCUGGUAUUGAUGAUUUAGGUACCACUGGACGUGGUAAUGAUAUGCAAGUUGGUACAUAUGUUGAAAAAAUGUUUUUAUCUGAAUUAUCUGGUAAUAUUAUUGAUUUAUGCCCAGUUGGUGCAUUAACAAGUAAACCAUAUGCAUUUGUAGCACGUCCAUGGGAAACACGUCGUACUGAUAGUAUUGAUAUAUCUGAUGCUGUUGGUAGUAAUAUUGUUGUAUCAUCAAGAACCGGUGAAGUAUUAAGAAUAUUACCACGUGUUAAUGAACAAGUUAAUGAAGAAUGGAUAAGUGAUAAAGCAAGAUUUGCUUGUGAUGGUCUUAAACGUCAAAGAUUAAUAACACCAAUGGUACGUAUUAAUAAUAAAUUAGAAAAUGUUGAAUGGGAAGGUGCAUUAUUAACAGCAGCACGUAAACUUGAAGAAUUACCAUCUGGUAAAACAGCUGUUAUUGCUGGUAAAUUAGCAGACGCUGAAUCACUUGUUAUAUUAAAAGAUUUUGUUAAUAAAUUGGGUGGUGAAUUAUUGGCAACUGAACAAACUUAUCCAAAUGAUGGUUCUGGUAUUGAUUUACGUAGCAGUUAUUUAUUAAAUAAUAAAAUACAAAAUAUUGAAGAAGCUGAUGCUGUAUUAUUAAUUGGUACAAAUCCACGUUAUGAAGCACCAUUAAUAAAUACACGUUUAAGAAAAGGUUAUUUACAUAAUGAACAAAAUAUUGGAUUAAUUGGACCGAAAGUUGAUCUAACUUAUAAUUAUCAUCAUCUUGGACAAUCACCAGAUAUUAUAAAUCAAUUAAAAAAUAAUAAUCAUCCAUUUAAUGAAAUUUUACGUAAGGCUAAAAAACCAAUAAUUAUAUUGGGGGCUGAUCAAUUGACAAGAAAAGAUGGACAACAAAUUCUUUCUGCAACUCAAGAGCUUGCUAAAGUUUUGGGAGAAAAUACUAAAGUCUCUGAUUGGAAAGUAUUAAAUAUUUUACAUACGAAUGCAUCACAAGUUGCAGCAUUAGAUUUGGGUUAUGGUACAACAACUUUGAGUGAAAUAAAAAAAUCACAACCAAAAGUUUUAUUUUUACUUGGAGCUGACGAUUCAAAUAUAACGCGAGAAGAUUUUCCAAAUACAUUUAUUAUUUAUAUUGGUAGUCAUGGUGAUCAUGGAGCAACAAUUGCUGAUGUUGUAUUCGCAGGAGCUGCGUAUACUGAAAAAACAGCAAGUUAUGUAAAUACUGAAGGCAGAGCACAACAAACAUCACCAGCAUUAACACCACCAGGAAUGGCAAGACCUGAUUGGAAAAUAAUUCGAGCUCUUGCUGAAUUUUCCGGAGUUUAUUUGCCAUAUGAUAAUUUAUCUCAAGUUCGUGAUAGAAUAACCGAAAUAGCUCCACAUUUGGUACGAUAUGGUGAUGUUGAACCAGCAAAUUACUUUGCCCAAGCUCUUGAAUUAUCAAAAAAAACCGGAGGUUCAUUUUUACAAGAUCCAGUUGAUGUAAAACAAAAAUCAUUAGAACAAUUUUUCAUGACUGACGUAGUUUCAAGAGCAUCACCAACAAUGGCAAAAUGCGUUCAAGCAGUUUUAAAGCAACGUCAACUUCAAGCUUAAUUCGGUCUUUUUUUUAUAAUAUCUUUUUUCUAAUUAUUAUUAAAAAGUAUGUAAAUGUAAAUAGAGUAUGAUGAAAUAAUUAUUUAAAUAAAAUAUUAAAAGUAGUAAAUAACUUA